AUGCCGUUGUCUAACCAGGAUCUGAAGGCUGCGACGACCAAGAACAAGAAGCUUUCCACCCCUCAGUUCCUGCAGGGCUUUGUCGACGGCGCGCUGGACAAAGACCGGUACCUUGUUUGGGACCGGCUGUUCUCCAUCGAGGAUGGGGCAUCUGCAGCCCGAUUCUGCCAGGAGCAUUUGAACAGUGGCUUCUUCGACGACAUCAGCCCUGAAAGUGCCGAGCAGGGCAGCGAGGAGCUGCAAGACAUGCUCCGGAGCUUCUUCAGUAGCAUCGCUGGUGGCAGUUCCUCGUCAAGACCAAGGCAGAGGUCAACCCGCCUGGAUGAGCAGGCGCCUUCCAGCCUCCCUUCCUCCUUCACGCCGUUUUCGGGCAAAGCACACCGUCUGGACGCAGAUGAAGAAGUGCCGGCGGCACCGGAACCCGACGAUCGCCAGAAGUCCUGGGCAUUGACAUUCACUUCAAACCUCGAGCUGGCGAGAUCCAGCCGCAGGAGGAGCCGGGAAGAAGCGAAGAGGACCUACCACUGGACCUUCAGUGGCCAAGCCGUGAAGGAGACGAAAACUGGCACAGAGAGCUACUCUCAAGGGAAGUGCGCCGGGGAAAAGCGCAAGGGGCAAAUCGAGAGUGCCGCAGGUGCUGGGAAGCAGUUCAGAAAAGCGCAGCGCCUGGCGAUCACCAGAUAA
Symbiodinium necroappetens is the source of this 684-nucleotide messenger RNA. The record is from the annotation of a GenBank genome assembly. Lineage: Eukaryota; Dinophyceae; Suessiales; Symbiodiniaceae.